Messenger RNA from Bactrocera tryoni, 1331 nucleotides. Its product is annotated as choline/ethanolamine kinase. The record is from RefSeq and is a predicted model, not a curated record. Lineage: Eukaryota; Metazoa; Arthropoda; Insecta; Diptera; Tephritidae. Gene Ontology annotation, cellular component: cytoplasm. The annotation marks the transcript as partial. Gene Ontology annotation, biological process: phosphatidylethanolamine biosynthetic process; CDP-choline pathway. Gene Ontology annotation, molecular function: ethanolamine kinase activity; choline kinase activity. The transcript has 7 exons.
UUACAGGCUUCUCUAGAGGAAAUUCGCGAGGUUGCUGCGCGUUUGUGUCGCGACUACUUGACUGGCCGCUGGAAAACGAUCAGCCCGGCUGAUAUUAUUGUCAAAAAGAUUAACGGCGGCUUGUCGAACUUUCUAUAUUACGUCAGUUUACCGGCGACUGACAAUAACUCACAGUUUAUCACACAAAAUUCCACAGCACCACAGGGCAGUGAGGACUAUCUCCGAUUGAACGGUGAAAGUAGCGACUACACAACCGGUGAAAACAAUAAUGAGGAACAGUUACCUUUAGUUGUUCGACGAAAGUCGAAUAGUGAGCCGAAUGAGGUUUUACUUCGCAUUUAUGGUGAAGUACAUGGCGAGGAGGAUGAUGCCUUGGGUGGCAUCAUCACCGAAUCCGUUGUCUUCGCAUUGCUGAGCGAAAGGAAUUUCGGUCCAAAACUAUAUGGCAUAUUCCCUGGCGGCCGACUCGAGCAAUACUUAAACGCUCGCGCUUUACUUACACGUGAAUUAGCGGUGCCGAAAAUUUCAGAGAAAAUUGCCGAGAAAAUGGCCGAAAUACACACAUUAGAUAUACCAAUGUCCAAAGAGCCAGAAUGGCUCUGGAAUUGCAUGGACCGUUGGCUGAAAACAUUAAAGGGCAUUUUGUCACGAACCGACUGGGGCGAUCAAACUCCACUGGUGGAUGUGGUGCGCAGCUUCGAUUUCCGCAAAGAAAAGGCUUGGCUGCAAUCUGUCAUCAACGAGGGCAACUACAAAGUGUUAUUCUGCCACAAUGAUAUGCAAGAGGGCAAUAUACUUUACUCCAAUUCCAACAACAGCGAUAAGACAAACGGAGCGAGUGACUCUCUGAUAAGCGCUGAAGACGAGCUACAAACCCAGUAUACACAAAUCCGUAAUGACGAUGAACCAGAUUUACAAAUUAUUGACUUCGAAUAUUGCGCGUACAAUUAUCGCGGUUUCGAUCUUGCCAAUCAUUUUAUAGAAUGGACCUUCGAUUAUAGUAACCCUGCGGCGCCAUUUUAUUACCACCGCAAACAACAUUAUCCCAGCACGGAACAACGUCAGCGUUUCUAUAGCUCAUAUUUGCGCAAGUUGCAUGAUGAUUUGCCGGGUUAUACGCCAACAGCGCGGGAACUCAGCGACAUGGAUGCUGAGGUGCGUGUCUUUUCCAUGUUCUCGCAUCUCUUUUGGAGCGUGUGGAGUGCGGUGAUGACGCUGGCCACCAUCGAGUUCGGUUACUGGGAAUACGGCGUCACACGUAUACGUGAAUAUCAGCAACUGAAAGAAACCUAUGAGCGUGAGAACGCAGUGGAAUCGUGAUAAUCGUCCAG